Diorhabda sublineata is the source of this 1517-nucleotide messenger RNA. Its product is annotated as carbohydrate sulfotransferase 11-like. NCBI's taxonomy places the organism in Eukaryota, Metazoa, Arthropoda, Insecta, Coleoptera, Chrysomelidae. The transcript is spliced from 6 exons. Gene Ontology annotation, biological process: carbohydrate biosynthetic process. The coding region runs from base 290 to 1420 and encodes 376 amino acids. The record is from RefSeq and is a predicted model, not a curated record. Gene Ontology annotation, molecular function: sulfotransferase activity. Gene Ontology annotation, cellular component: membrane.
GCAGUCAACACAAGAAACCCUUCUGAGAACAAACAAUUCCCGGUGGUUCUUCAUAUCAUAUUUCGAAUAUACAGACGCGUAUCUUCAUCCAUUAUAUAUACAAUGCGUAGUUUAAUAGUUUACGUUAAUUUUUUCGCCGGGAAAAUUAGUGAGACUUAUUGAAAAAAAUUUUUUUAUCGAAAUCAAAUCGUUUUUUCAAUAUGUUAACUGUGAUGCUCGAUCCGCCAUCAAUAAUAACCGAACACGUCGAUCGCGACGAUUGUUUGGUAUACAAAAGUUGACCGAAACGAUGAGACUGAAAAAAAGAAGAAAAUCUCGAGCGAAUGGAUGGAGAGUAAUUAGAAGAUGCGUCGUUUUUUUUACCGCCAUUUGUAUAGUACCGGUUUUAUUGGUACUAAUGGUAGCUACCGAUCGAUAUUCGCGACCGGUACCGCGUCAUUCGACAUACGUACGACACCAGUUUGUUGAAAUCGAAAAACCAACCGUGGAAGCAUAUCUCAACCGAAACAUAUCAAUCAUAUCAAAACGAAUGGAAAGACGAAGAGAACACAUGAAAAAUAUGUGUAAAUUAUUGAAUUUAGACCGACCGGGGAACGAUUCUUUGCACAAGCCCAACCCAUGGGAAUUCCUAAUUGACAAUAAACAUCGUUUAAUCUGGUGCAAUAUUUUCAAAGCCGCCAGCACUUCUUGGAUGUACAAUUUUAAUAUAUUGGCUGGUUAUAGUCCGAAAUUUUUAAAAAAAACAAAGAUAGUGCCUAUGACGUUAGCUAGACAAAAAUACCCCCGACCGUCUCUACAAGAACUUAGGAAAGCUUUCAACACUUACAUAUCAUUUUUAAUAGCUCGACACCCUUUAGAACGACUUUUAUCAGCUUAUCGCGACAAAAUACAAUACGCACUUCCCAACACAUAUCAUAAAAAAUUAGGCAAUGAGAUCAUCAAGAAAUAUCGAUAUAAAAAAAAUCCAAUUCCUACACAAAAAGAACCGACUUUCGAGGAAUUCGUCGAAUACCUAAUAGAUAGUGUAAAGAAUAAAGAAGAAUUAGAUAUGCACUGGACACCGAUAGUGGAAUUUUGCACCCCGUGUAUGUUCGAUUUUCAAAUAAUCGCACAUACAGAAACGUUACAAGAAGACCAAAUGUAUUUGAUCAAAUUGGCGAAGCUCGAAAAUAUCAUUCAACCCGAAUGGAAGAACCCCGGAAGAGGUUCUACUGAAAAUCAAAUUCAAAAAUAUUAUUCGCAACUAACGAGAUCGCAAAUAUUCCAACUGUACCACAUCUACAGAUAUGAUUUUGAGCUAUUCAAUUACUCGUUAAAUGGUUAUUUGGAAUAUGGUACAACGGAUAAAGAUCCCUCGUCUUUGUUGGCUGCUAUUAGUAUGAAGGACUUUGAGCAAAACGAUUUACCUAAAGUAUACUGAAGUAUUUGAAAUUGCAUCAAUUUAACGAAAUUGUGAUAAUUAAUUGAUAGGUUGUGUUGCCUUUUUUAGAAUAAAGUUAUUGAAUUUUAAUUUUUUA